GCAUGAUUGAUACACCUCGGGUUAAAACAAGCAACACACAACCCAUCUUGACCAUUUGCCUCCAUAAUCUACAAUCAAUGAUUCAAAAGCUUCCUUUGUUAAACCAUGAAGGGACGCAUCUUAUCCAUCCUCAUUUUUGUCCUUCUGAACAAGAAAGGAUGGGGCCAAGAUCAGACUGGACAUGAAUGGCAGCAGCGAUACAUAUGUCCCCCUACUUUUCUUCUAUUAGGAAAUAGCUGCUAUUACUUCAGUACAGAGAUUACCACAUGGCAUAAUGCUCAUUUUGCAUGCAGAGAUCUUGAGAGCCAGCUUGCUUCUCUUGAAUCACAGUGGGAGGAUGAAACAGUCCGCUCCUAUCUCAACAGACCAGAAUUUGCCACGCUAAACAGGUGGGUAGGAGGUAUAUACAACUGGUCUACAAGACAGUGGACAUGGGGGUCAUCAGCCGAGGUGAUGCCAUACAAUGGCUUUACAACACAGCAGUUCCCUACAGCAUCUCGGUGGCACUGCGUGUUCCUGGAUUCAAGCAAUAACUAUCAUUGGAGCCAUAGGCUCUGCAUAACCACUAUGCAUUACAUCUGUGAGACUCAUCAAACCAGAGUUCCAGAUCCCAAUGAAAUUGUCGUGGGUCAAGCAAAUCUCUAAGAAUAAUAUUUCUCGAUGGGGUAUGCUCAAGUCAAUGAAGUUCAUCCUGGUACAUCCAAUUCUCAAGAAACCCUCAAUUGUCUUUCCAAAUUUAAAAACACCUGAACUUGCAUUAGGCUGCAACCAUGAUGUAUGUUGCAGCCCAUUCUCCUGUUUUGGUAGUAUGUACUUAUAGUAACGAUGAGGAUCACAGUAUAUAUAUACCUACGUACAACGAAAUUAGAAUGUAGAAAUCUGAACUAUUGAGUUGGACAAACCACAAAAACUUUUUUUUACUUGUGUUGCUUUGACAAACUAAAUAAAUCUAUCCAAACCUCCCUAGUCUUAAUACACAAUAUCUGAGGUCUAAUAGAGUACAGAGGGACCUCGGAUGAUGAGCAGCUCCAUCUACGAGCAUUUCAGGUAAUGAGCGAGCCACUCGCAGAAAACUUGUCUCAACUGACUAGCUUCCACUCGGUUAACGAGGAAGCACGUGGUGCUUCCUAGCGUUCUCACUGGUUCUAGCAAAUUAUCAGACGCCUCCGACAUCUGACGGAAAUUCGUUUCACAGACUAGUGUUUCACAAGAUGUACUUGGUGCCGGAACAGAUUAAAUUCAUUAACCGGGGCACCACUGUACAUGUGUGUGUUAUACUGGGCCUAGAAUAUUUAAGUUUGUGUCUUAGCUUCAUAUAUUUUAGAAGAAUUCCUUACUAGUCAGUAUACUACUAUCUAAAAGCUAAGAGUGUACGAAUUCUGACAAUUAACAAUCGUCACAAUAGGUAUUAUCUAAACAGGAGGAUGGAUUGGUAUGUUGCAUUUUUGUAAUACAGAUUAAUUAAUAUUUUCAAUAAGACAUGCUAAUUAUUAAACAAAUAAUUCUGGACAUGACAUAAAACAUAGUAUGUAAUAAAUUAACUUUUCCUAUUAAUAAGACUUAAAUCUGCACCAUAAUUCAGUCAAUUUCUUAAACAAAAUAACAUUAUAAAAAUAACAUUUAUACAUAUUCUUUGUAUAUUAAUAUGCAAAUAAAAGUUAGAAUGUU
This is a messenger RNA of Procambarus clarkii (red swamp crayfish), 1668 nucleotides long. RefSeq names its product perlucin. The record is from RefSeq and is a predicted model, not a curated record. NCBI's taxonomy places the organism in Eukaryota, Metazoa, Arthropoda, Malacostraca, Decapoda, Cambaridae.